AUGGGCGAGCAACUUGCAAAAGGCGCAAGGGAUGCUGAGUUGAUGGGAGAAAGCAUUAUUGGCAUUUACCUCACGACAGAGCCUCUGUGCGAGUCGAAUCGGCCGGUGGAAGAUGACGAGCCGAGACUACGGCGCUUUGUUGAUGACCAAGAAAACAUCCAACGGCCCCGCCUGAUCGGGAGUGGGAAACACGGCGUCGUGAUCCUGACAAACAUCAAAGGAGCUGCAUAUGCCUUGAAAGUUUUCAAGUGUUGGAAGCAACCCGGUCCUGUCUUUUAUGCAUAUGAUGGUGCUAUCCACACCUCACCACUUGCCUGUGAAAGUAGAGCUUAUGCUCGACUGGACUCACUCAAUGAAAAUGGAACAUGGGCUGCCCGGUGUUACGGAUGGAUGAGAUUGUCUGAUACUCAAUUCAAGGUACUCGGGAAUGUUGUUAACACCCAUGGCUUGAGCCGAUGGGCUAUUGUCAAAGAAUACAUACCAUCCUCGACACUUCCGUGCGACAUUCAGACGAUCUUUACGAAUUUCAAUAUCCCCGAAGCAAGCGCGAAUACUCCCCCAGGACAUUCGAGUCGAGAACUAUAG
This is a messenger RNA of Fonsecaea pedrosoi CBS 271.37, 585 nucleotides long. RefSeq lists its product as uncharacterized. The coding region runs from base 1 to 585 and encodes 194 amino acids. NCBI's taxonomy places the organism in Eukaryota, Fungi, Ascomycota, Eurotiomycetes, Chaetothyriales, Herpotrichiellaceae. The transcript is spliced from 2 exons. The record is from RefSeq and is a predicted model, not a curated record.